Phytophthora sojae is the source of this 1746-nucleotide messenger RNA. RefSeq lists its product as hypothetical. The transcript is spliced from 3 exons. NCBI's taxonomy places the organism in Eukaryota, Oomycota, Peronosporomycetes, Peronosporales, Peronosporaceae. The record is from RefSeq and is a predicted model, not a curated record. The coding region runs from base 1 to 1746 and encodes 581 amino acids.
AUGCGCCUCCCCGCCGCCGCCACGCCGGACAUGGACGCGCACCCCAACCAGGAGAAGCACCAGUCGUCCAGCCCCGAAGAAACGGAGGGGGAACUCUACGUCGGCGAGGACGGACUCAUCUCCGUGGCGCCGAUGGACGACAAGAGCCGUCUCGACAAACUCAAGCUGCAGCUCGAGCACCGCGAGCAGGAGCUUCGGCAGGCAGCUGAGUAUGGACUGGGGCUGCUGGAAGCCAACGAGGAGCUGCAGAUGCAGGUGGCCACGCUGAAGAUCCAGUUGGAGACCGAGACGGAGGAGCUCUCAGUGGAGCGAGACAUGUGGCAGCGCCGCUCCGAGCACGCACUGCAAGAGGUGGCGCAGUGGAAGCGCAAAUUUGCGCGUGUGGAGGAGGAGAAGGCGGAUCUGGCGGAGGAGUUCGAGCAGUUCGUGGACCGCUGCGAGUGUCGAGCACCGGAUACAGUUACUGGUGAUGCUUCUGCUUCUGUUCCUGCCGCAGCGACAAGCAGUGGACGCAGGUAUUCGCAUCACUUGGACACGAUCGCGCAGCUUCAGACGGAAUUGCAGGAACUUCAAGCUACUGAACGCUCGAACGAGGCGGAACUGACGUCAUUGAGACAGUGGAAGGAGGUGGCGGAGCAGCAACAGCAGGAGGCACUCGAGUGCGAGGUGCUUGCUGCACAGAGUGAAGUGUCGUACAGGAAGAGAAUGGAGGAAGAACGCACUACCACUCAGCGUGCCAUGAAUGAACUCAAGGGCGAGAAGGAUCAGUUGCGCAAAGCUGCGCAGAAGUACGAGGAGGAAAUGAGAGCGUUGAAGAAACAGCUACGGAUAGCAGAGGAGGCCAAAGAUGAUGCACAAGUGCACAGCAAUGAGCUCAGUGAAAAGCUCCUGUCGUCAGAGUCGCGGUGUAAACGGCUUCAGCGCGAGUUAGAGUUGCUGGAGCAUGUUUCCUACUUCUCGCAGGCCAUCGUCGACUGUGAUGACGAAGCUAGCGACGAGGACGAUGAGAUCAUCGUAGAGAAUGAGUUACAAACGAUUGUCGAGCCUGAAAAGGCGAAGGUGAAGAGGAUCGACACGAACGCUGAUGCAACUGAGAACGAAGCACAAGACCCUGCCAUGCCGUCGCCUUUGAGGAUCAAGCGGAGACGGUCGUUCUUGGUGGCAACUGCGACUCCGUAUUCAUCAUUCCCGACGACCACAGUUGCCGAAGACGGAACCCGCGUGCAGGUAUCAGAGUCUGAGAUGGAGACUCACAAGAAGCUCCACCACUACUUCCACCUGUCGGCGCUCAGCAUCAUCAACGAGAACAAUUUGCACGAACGCUGCUUCAAUUCUUCCAGUCGUCUCACGAUCGAUAUGUGGUACCGCGAGAUUAUUGCGAAGGAAGUCCCGUUCUUGUCGUGGCACUCGUGGCUCAUCAACCGCAUCAGCGAGGUCGCUGCGUCAGUGCAGGACGAUGAUGAGGUGCCUCAACCGCCAACAUCCGCUUCCAAGACAUCGAGUUUUAGCGGCGCGUUCCACGGGUUUUCAAUGCGGAAAACUAGCGCCAGCAGUGAUACUUCACCCCCAAAGAACGUGCUUCCCUCUCCACCGACGGUAUCGUCAUCGCCAGCGUUAUCUCCGGUAGCUCGCGUGCCAUUUACGGUGGCUCGUGCGUUUUUCCGCUUGCUGCGGAAAAAUACUCAUGCAGGUGCAGGCUCUUCAUCAGUGGGAGGGUCUCCGGUUAGUGGGUCGCCUACCGGAUAG